ACUCCCUCGGCCUUGCGACCGAUCGUCUCAAUUGCGGCGGCCCGUGCCCAAGUGCAGCGGCUCAAUUGUCGGACGAGCGGGGUCGACGCUCGCUCCUUCACACGAGCGUGACAAAGCCUCGCGCUCAUUCCUCAUCUUUCUUGCCAUUACCAUUCCCAUGAUCAGAUCGGCUCUUCCCCCUUCCCCGCCCAACAAGAGCGCAAGCAUCAGUCCAAGCUAGCGCGAUCGGCCAGUCAUGUCCACAGCUACGACGUUCCUACCGGAUGUGGCCCUCCUCAUCCUCUCCACUUACUACAUCGUACGCGCCAUCGACCCACCAUUCGCUGCUUCGGCUGAGGACAGGGCUGGAGCGAUGAAGGACAGCAGCGGUAGUGGCGGGGCUGGGGGUGAUCUCGUGUCCUCACUCGGCCUCACCUCAAUCCAUCGUCCGGUCCAACUAGCCUUCGUCCUCGCAGGUGCCUGGUGCUCCAAGGUGCUACUGAGUGGUCAAGGGUGGGACGAUGUACCAGGAGACGUCACCCUCUGGCGGGCCUUGUUCGCGGUGGGAAAUGUGCUCACCACCAUAGGCGGUAUCGGUAGACUUGCAUGCUAUCGCGAGUUGGGCAAAUGGUUCACAUUCGAUCUCGCCGUGCAACGGGGACAGAAGGUCGUCGAUACUGGGCCAUACGCCUACGCGCGACACCCGUCUUACACGGCCCUCAUUGUUGGCUUCUACGGCACGGCUCUAUCCUUUCUGGCGGCUAAUCCGAGCUACUCGUUGCGCUCAUGGGGCACAAUGAAUAUGCUGGCCGGACUGGCGUUUCAUCAGGUGGCUUGCACGGUGAGCCGCGCUGAUAAUGCUCGGAAAUUCAUUACAUUCGCUGAUGCUGCGCUCGACCUGGCAGCUUCUGCUCAAUCGCCGCAUAGAUGACGAAGAGAAGAUGAUGACUCGCGAGCUUGGUGAGGCAUACAAGUCGUACAUCAGAAAGUGAGUGAGCGAGAGGUGUCACCGUGGCGCUCUGAGCUGACCCACUCCUUCGCUCGCUCAGAGUACCUUACCGCAUCAUCCCCGGCGUCUACUAGAUCGAAAGCGCCCUAUAAUCAAUCACUUUUCCGUGAAAGUGGUAAUUGGAUA
Molecule: messenger RNA, 1114 nt
Organism: Jaminaea rosea
Lineage: Eukaryota; Fungi; Basidiomycota; Exobasidiomycetes; Microstromatales
Exons: 1
Coding region: 236-910 (224 amino acids)
Source: RefSeq, a predicted model, not a curated record